Molecule: messenger RNA, 1876 nt
Organism: Microcebus murinus (gray mouse lemur)
Lineage: Eukaryota; Metazoa; Chordata; Mammalia; Primates; Cheirogaleidae
Gene: KCNN1
Product: potassium calcium-activated channel subfamily N member 1
Biological process (GO): potassium ion transport
Cellular component (GO): membrane
Molecular function (GO): small conductance calcium-activated potassium channel activity; calmodulin binding
Source: RefSeq, a predicted model, not a curated record
CGCGCCCGGGUGGCCAUGAACAGCCACAGCCACAACGGCAGCGCGGGGCGGCCGCUGGGCGCCCCGGGCCGCGAACCCCCGGACCCCGAGGCCGGCCGCCCCGCGCAGCCCCCGCACGGGCCCGGCCUGCAGGUGGUGGUGGCCAAGAGCGAGCCGGCCCGGCCCGCGCCCGGCAGCGCCCGGGGGCAGCCCCAGGACCAGGACGAGGAGGACGAGGAGGAGGAGGAGGAUGGGCCGGGCGGGCAGGGGCGCUCGGGGAGGCCCCCCAGCGCGGGCCACCGCCUGGGCCACCGGCGGGCACUGUUCGAGAAGCGCAAGCGGCUCAGCGACUACGCGCUCAUCUUCGGCAUGUUCGGCAUCGUCGUCAUGGUGACGGAGACGGAGCUGUCCUGGGGGGUGUACACCAAGGAGUCUCUGUACUCGUUUGCACUCAAAUGCCUCAUCAGCCUCUCCACCGUCAUCCUCCUGGGGCUCGUGGUCCUGUACCAUGCCCGCGAGAUCCAGCUGUUCAUGGUGGACAACGGCGCGGACGACUGGCGCAUCGCCAUGACGCGCGAGCGCGUGCUGCUCAUCUCGCUGGAGCUGGCCGUGUGCGCCAUCCACCCGGUGCCCGGCCACUACCGCUUCACGUGGACCGCGCGCCUGGCCUUCACGUACGCGCCGUCGGUGGCCGAGGCGGACGUGGACGUGCUGCUGUCCAUCCCCAUGUUCCUGCGCCUCUACCUGCUGGGCCGCGUCAUGCUGCUGCACAGCAGGAUCUUCACGGACGCGUCGAGCCGCAGCAUCGGCGCGCUCAACAAGAUCACCUUCAACACGCGCUUCGUCAUGAAGACGCUCAUGACCGUCUGCCCCGGCACCGUGCUGCUCGUCUUCAGCAUCUCCUCCUGGGUCGUCGCCGCCUGGACCGUGCGCGUGUGCGAGAGGUACCACGACAAGCAGGAGGUGACCAGCAACUUCCUGGGGGCCAUGUGGCUCAUCUCCAUCACCUUCCUGUCCAUCGGCUAUGGCGACAUGGUGCCGCACACCUACUGCGGCAAGGGCGUGUGCCUGCUCACCGGCAUCAUGGGAGCCGGCUGCACGGCGCUCGUGGUGGCCGUGGUGGCGCGGAAGCUGGAGCUCACCAAGGCCGAGAAGCACGUGCACAACUUCAUGAUGGACACGCAGCUCACCAAGCGGGUGAAAAACGCCGCGGCUAACGUUCUCAGGGAGACGUGGCUCAUCCACAAAUACACCAGGCUGGUGAGGAAGCCAGACCAAGCCCGGGUUCGGAAACACCAGCGUAAGUUCCUCCAAGCCAUCCAUCAGGCUCAGAAGCUCCGGAGCGUGAAGAUCGAGCAGGGCAAGCUGAACGACCAGGCCAACACCAUCACCGACCUGGCCAAGACGCAGAGCGCCAUGUACGACGCGGUGUCGGAGCUGCACGCCCAGCACGAGGAGCUCGAGGCCCGCCUGGCCGCCCUGGAGAGCCGGCUGGACGCGCUGGGCGCCUCCCUGCAGGCCCUGCCCGGCCUGGUGGCCCAAGCCAUACGCCCGCCCCCGCCGCCCCUGCCGCCCCGGCCCUGCGCCCCGGACCAGGCAGCGCGGAGCCCCCCGAGCCGCUGGGCGCCCGUGGCCCCCUCGGACUGCGGGUGACGGCCCUGCCCGCCACCGGACCUCUCAAUCUUGGCCAUCGUGUGGCCACCUCCUCCGGGAAGCCCUGUACAGCGGCGCCUCUUGGAGUCCAAGAAGCCGAAGCUGAGUUGGGCUGAGUGGGCCAGGCGCGGGCGGGGAGCCCGGAGCUUCCUCCGGCCACCGCCCCGGCCCUCCCCAGGCCCCCGGCGGGCGCGGGGCAGCGGGGAGGGUCCUUGCUCGUUCCGAAUAAAGCGGGACCCACCAA